CUUCCCAACGGACUUCCUUCCACCAGCCUGAACCUGGAGACGGAAGUGGAGAAACGAUUUUUACGUGAUCCUGCCUGGCUUCCUGUUCAUGACACAGACUUCGCCUUUCAGAAGUUUCUCAAAGUGACGCAGAGGAAAAUUAAYGUGGACGCUCUGCUCUCCUGCUCCUCGUCUGCUCUUCACUCCGGGCUCUCUGUGGUCAGAGAUCCGACCACAGGGAUGCUGCUGGAYUUCACGGAGGUUUUACUGGAAAACACCGACCUGUCAGCGAAAAACUCGCUGUCGCUGCAGCGUCGGCCCGGACCUCCUGCAGAAAGUCUCAGAGGAAGCAACACAAACUACCCCUUCCUCCCCGGCGGGAUGGAGGAACUGACUCUGGACCAGAUUAAAAAGAAGUCAGAGCUGGAAGAGGAAAUAGACUUUGAGAAUGAUUUACUCCAAGUUCCUCCUGGACUCAAAGCUGGGAUGGAUUUUACAAACAAAGAUAAUAUAAAUAAAACAGCAAAGGCAGAGGUGAACCUGAUGUCUCUACUGUCCACGCUGGAGAUUUCUGAUCUGCAGCUUGAUGCAGAGGAGAAGGAGGAAGGAGGCAAACAAACUGAGGAAGCCGUCAAACUUCCCAGGACUAACAGUCUGGAAGAUUUAGACAUCAAGGAUGCUGUGUCCGCCUCGUCCCCAGCAAAAACAGGAAAAGAGGAAAAGCCAAAGGCGAGAGAAAACCCAGAGGAUAAAAAGAAAUGGGCCAUUCCCGUGGACAUAACCUCCCCCUGCGAAGAUUUCUACAAACGCAUCCCUAACCCAGCAUUCAAGUGGCCCUUUGAGCUGGACACCUUCCAGAAGCAGGCGGUGCUGAGGCUGGAGGCCCACGAGUCCGUGUUCGUCGCCGCGCACACCUCGGCUGGCAAAACGGUGGUGGCCGAGUACGCCAUCGCGCUCUCCCAGAAGCACAUGACGAGGACCAUCUACACGUCUCCCAUCAAGGCUCUGUCCAAUCAGAAGUUCAGGGACUUUAAAACCACCUUCGGGGACGUUGGACUCCUGACGGGCGACGUCCAGCUCAGUCCCGAGUCGUCUUGUCUCAUCAUGACCACAGAGAUCCUCCGCUCGAUGCUCUACAACGGCUCGGAGGUCAUCAGGGACUUGGAGUGGGUGAUCUUCGAUGAGGUCCACUACAUCAACGACGCAGACAGGGGGGUUGUUUGGGAGGAGGUGUUGAUCAUGCUUCCCGAUCACGUCAGCAUCAUCCUCCUCAGCGCCACCGUCCCGAACGCGCUGGAGUUCAGCGAGUGGAUCGGCCGAAUCAAAAAGAGGCACAUUUAUGUGAUCAGCACCAUGAAGAGGCCCGUCCCUCUGGAGCAUCACCUGUACACAGGAAACAGCACCAAGACCCAGAAGGAGAUGUUCCUGCUGGUGGACGCCGCAGGAAACUUCCUCACUAAAGGGUACUACGCUGCUGUCGACGCAAAGAAGGAGCGCACCAGCAAGCACGCCCAAUCGUUCGGCGCUAAAAUCACCUCUCAGAACACCUCAGCCAGUCAGGACCGGGCGGUGUGGCUCGCCCUUCUGCACUUCCUGUCUCAACGGCAGCAGACCCCGGUGGUGGCGUUCACGUUCUCCCGGGCCCGGUGCGACGAGAACGCCCGCUCGCUGGACUCCAUGGACCUCACCACCUCUGUGGAGAAGGCGGAGGUCCACUCCUUCUUCCAGAAAAGCCUCAGCCGCCUCCGAGGAGGAGACCGGCAGCUGCCGCAGAUUUUACUCAUGCGGGACCUUUUGAAGCGAGGCAUCGCCGUCCAUCACAGCGGGAUCCUGCCCAUCCUGAAGGAGGUCAUCGAGAUGCUUUUCUCUCGAGGUCUCGUUAAGGUGCUGUUUGCCACAGAAACGUUCGCGAUGGGGGUCAACAUGCCCGCCAGGACCGURGUGUUCGACAACAUCAGGAAACACGACGGGACCGGAUUCAGAAACCUGCUGCCAGGGGAGUACAUCCAGAUGGCGGGCAGAGCGGGCCGCAGAGGCCUGGACGCCACUGGCACCGUCAUCAUUUUGUGUAAAUCGGGCGUUCAUGAGAUGGCAGAUCUUCACGUCAUGAUGACGGUGUCCAGUGAUGCGGUGAACCGCACCUUCACGGCUCUUAUUCUCUGUGAGAAAGGUAACGAGGAGGGCGAAGGAAAGGACAACGCAGCGUUCGUGCACCUCUACAACACGGCUCUGUUCGUCCCUGAAGGUUCCUGCAGCCACACGGUGCAGAAACUAAAGCUUCAAGACAUCUCAGCCAUCACAGUGAAAACACUGAAAGUGAUUCCUGACAGGAUCAUCGAUAACUACAACAAGAGGCAGCAKCCGCGAUUCAGGCACGAUCCUCCCGGCCAGGCCAUUUCCACGGCGACGCAGGAGCUUUUACGAUUGGCUGAGGYGAACCCCGGCGGCAUGGCGACCCUGGACCCGGUGAACGACCUCCAGCUGAAGAGCGUGGACGUGGUGGAGGGGUGCAUGAGGCUCCGAGCGCUGCAGGACAGCCUGAGGGCUUUCAGCUGCAUCCACUCCCCCACGUUCGCAGAGCAGUUUGCUCGUAUUAAAGAGAGGAUGAGCGUUCAGGAGGAGUUGGACCGGCUGCUGUUUCUGAUGUCAGAUCAGUCUCUGACUCUCCUGCCUGAGUAUCACCAGAGGAUCAAGGUCCUCCAGUCGCUCCAGUACGUGGACAGCAGCGGUGCCGUGCAGCUGAAGGGCCGGGUGGCGUGUCAGAUCAGCAGCCACGAGCUUCUGCUGACCGAGCUUCUGUUCGAGAACGUCCUGAGCCCGCUGGCGCCCGAGGAGAGCGCCGCCCUGCUGUCCUGCCUGGUGUUCACGCAGAACACGCAGGUGGAGCCGCACAUCACCAGCACCCUGAAGGAGGGCAUCGAUCAGGUUCUGUCAGUGGCCCGGAGGAUCGGAGAGCUGCAGCGGGAGUGUGGCUUACCCCAAACAGCCGAGGAGUUCGUGGGUCAGCUGAAGUUCGGCCUGACGGAGGUGGUGUACUGCUGGGCCAGAGGCAUGCCGUUUGCUGAGAUCGCCCAGCUCACAGACGUCCAGGAGGGGACGGUGGUCCGCUGCAUCCAGCGGCUGGACGAGGUGCUGAAGGAGGUGCGACAGGCGGCCCGCAUCGUGGGCGACUCCGUCCUGGGAAGCAAGAUGGAGCGAGCCUCUCUGUCCAUCCGCAGAGACAUCGUCUUCACCGCCUCCCUCUACACACACUGAGAGAGGACAUGUAGAGCAUGUUUAGAGCUGGAUGUGCCUGAAAUGAUUAUUACAAAGAAAAAUACAUGUUUACAUCUUGAUUUUAUUAACAGACCAAAGUACAGACUGUGAAAAUAAAAUCACUGUAAUUUAUUGUACAACAAUAAAAUCUGUAUUCCAACUUUAA
Molecule: messenger RNA, 3400 nt
Organism: Austrofundulus limnaeus
Lineage: Eukaryota; Metazoa; Chordata; Actinopteri; Cyprinodontiformes; Rivulidae
Gene: skic2
Product: SKI2 subunit of superkiller complex
Biological process (GO): nuclear-transcribed mRNA catabolic process, 3'-5' exonucleolytic nonsense-mediated decay
Cellular component (GO): Ski complex
Molecular function (GO): ATP binding; RNA binding; RNA helicase activity
Source: RefSeq, a predicted model, not a curated record